Cadophora gregata is the source of this 681-nucleotide messenger RNA. RefSeq lists its product as uncharacterized. The record is from RefSeq and is a predicted model, not a curated record. The coding region runs from base 1 to 681 and encodes 226 amino acids. Lineage: Eukaryota; Fungi; Ascomycota; Leotiomycetes; Helotiales; Ploettnerulaceae. The transcript has a single exon.
AUGAGGAGAGAUCUGAAGGAAAGGCAGAGGGUAUCAGGGAGGAGCGGGACAGGUAUCACCUUGUUCGGGGAAGAGGCAGGCGACCUCGACGAGAAAGCGUGGACUGGAAUCGAGGUUCGAGUGCUGAAUGUAGCAGAAGUCGAGUCUGGGAUGGGAAGAGAGGUCAACGAUACGGCGGUUUGGGUGGAAACGGAGGGGCUGAUGGAGGUAGAGGCUGGAGGAAAGAAUGGUACGCGAAUGGAGGUGAAAGUCGACAUGGCAAUGGAAGUGCUCUCGCACCUCGUUAUGGAUUUGGCUAUCAUCAUGGCGUCGAUCCUGCGCUUGUUUAGCUCAAAUCUCUCCGUUGGAAGAUCGCAUUGCCCAAGCACAAUCGGAUAUACGAAGCAACCAUUGAUCCAAGGGUUACCCAACCACAACGCUAUUCAGCAAAAUCAAGCCUUGCAGUUCUCAAGUACAGCAUCACAGCCACUCUAUCCUGCUGCUGUGAACGUUACCAUUGCCUCCCAGGUUGUUUCAGGCAAGCUCGAACAGUUCGAACGUCGACAGGAUUCUAUCCUGGACAAACUUGAAAGUUUUGGUACGAAGCAGGACCAGAGCCAACAUCGCAUGCUGCUUGGAUUUGAUUAUGUUGACGGCAAGCCGGGAAAUAUUAGUGAAAGGCUGCUGCGGGUCGGUAUUUAA